AUGACGUCUUCUACUUCUUCUCCGAAAAUUUAUCUCGAUAACAAUGCGACAACUCCAUUAGAUGAUAGAGUAAAAACAGCAAUAACUGAUGCAUUGGAUCUAUGGGCAAACCCAUCAAGUAAUAAUGCAAAUGCAUUGAAAGCAGCCGAUGCGAUUCUUGAAGCAAGAAGUCACCUCGGGAACAUGUUCGGUGUUGAAAAAGAAGGUGUCGUGUUCACUUCUGGAGGAACCGAGUCCAAUAACUGGGUUAUUGAAGGAGCCAUUCGGGCAUUUAGAAAAAAGAAUAAGACUUUGAUCCCCCAUAUUGUCACGACGAAUAUCGAACAUCCAUCAAUUCUGGAACCGCUGAAAAGAAGAGAGGAAGAUGGAGAAAUUACGGUAACAUAUGUUUCUGUCAUUCCCUCAACUGGAUAUGUAACUCCUCAAUCUAUUUUCGAUGCUCUGACUACAGCCACGUGUCUUGUUACAGUCAUGCUGGCAAAUAACGAGACAGGAGUUCUUCAACCGGUUGCAGAAAUCUGUCGAUUGAUUCGAGAUAGACUCAAAGAGAAUGCUCCAUUCCUACAUUCUGACGUGGCUCAAGCUGCAGGGAAGAUUCCAAUUGAUGUGAAUGGCCUAAGUGUUGAUGCGGUAACUGUAGUUGGGCACAAGUUCUAUGGACCACGAAAUGGUGCAUUGAUUUUUAAUCCAAAGUCAGAAAGAAUUCCUCCAAUGUUGUUAGGAGGAAAUCAAGAAUCUGGGUGGAGAAGUGGAACUGAAAAUACUCCGAUGAUCGUAGGAUUAGGAGAAGCUGCUAGAAUAUAUAAUGAAGCAUCUUCAAAUAUUGAGACAGUUCUCCGUCAGAAUCGAGAUUAUUUCGAGGAACUUUUGGUGAAACGUCUUCGUAAUUCCCAUGUGAUUCACUUUCUCGGAUCUCCACGUCUUCCAAAUACUUCCAGUGUUGCAUUCCUUGAUUACCCUUCACACGGUUGUGACCUUCUCGAAAAAUGUCGUACUUUCAACGCAUCAACGGGCGCUGCCUGUCACAAAAACGAAUGCAGUCCUAUCUUGAAGGCAUGUGGAAUAUCUUUUGCAGUGGCAUCAAAAACCGUGCGAAUUAGUUUUGGCAGAUCUACAGAAUUGGCUGAGAUCGAUACUGUACUGAAUGAGCUUGUAGAGCUAUGCUCUCCAAAAAAUGAAGAACUGUAG
Molecule: messenger RNA, 1188 nt
Organism: Caenorhabditis remanei
Lineage: Eukaryota; Metazoa; Nematoda; Chromadorea; Rhabditida; Rhabditidae
Exons: 5
Coding region: 1-1188 (395 amino acids)
Source: RefSeq, a predicted model, not a curated record